This is a messenger RNA of Tympanuchus pallidicinctus (lesser prairie-chicken), 1672 nucleotides long. It is a transcript of the gene RRAD, whose product is annotated as RRAD, Ras related glycolysis inhibitor and calcium channel regulator. Gene Ontology annotation, molecular function: calcium channel regulator activity; GTPase activity; GTP binding. The coding region runs from base 136 to 1047 and encodes 303 amino acids. The transcript has 5 exons. The record is from RefSeq and is a predicted model, not a curated record. Lineage: Eukaryota; Metazoa; Chordata; Aves; Galliformes; Phasianidae. Gene Ontology annotation, cellular component: plasma membrane. Gene Ontology annotation, biological process: negative regulation of high voltage-gated calcium channel activity.
AGGCAGCCGCGCGGCGCGCGUCACGGCGGGGAGGGCCGGGCGGCACAGCCAUAAAUAGAGGGGAGGCGGCGACGGCAGCGGCAUUCGCGGGGAAUCCCUCCCGGCCUCCCUCCGAGCGGCGAGCCCGGCGUCCCCAUGACUCUGAACCGCGGAGACAAGCUGCGCUACCUGGACAAGCGGCGCGGCAGCAUGCCUUUCUCCGCACACCAGCACCUGCACCGGCGCAGCAUGCCGGUGGACGAGCGGGACCUGCGGGCCGCCCUGCCGCAGGACGAGCUGUCGGGCCUGGUGCGCUGCACCUCGUACAGCCCCGGCGAAGCGCACCGGGAGAGCUGGGCCUCCGACUCCUCCGACUCCGUCAUCUCCUCGGGCAGCGACUCGGACGGCAGCCUCUACAAGGUGAUCCUGCUGGGCGAACACGGCGUCGGCAAGACCAGCCUGGCCCGCAUCUUCGGCGGCGUAGAGGACGGCGCGGAGGCGGAGGAAGCCGGAAACACGUACGACAGAUCGAUUAUGGUCGAUGGAGAAGAAGCGUCUCUCGUGGUGUUCGAUAUCUGGGAACAGGAUGACAGCCAAUGGCUCCAGAACCACUGCAUGAAGAUGGGAGAUGCUUACAUCAUUGUCUAUUCAGUGACAGACAAAGUUAGUUUUGAAAAAGCCUCCGAACUAAGGAUCCAACUAAGAAGAGCAAGACAAACAGAAGACAUUCCUAUUAUUCUUGUGGGCAAUAAGAGUGACCUGGUCAGGUCUCGGGAAGUCUCAGUCGAUGAGGGACGGGCCUGUGCUGUUGUGUUUGACUGCAAGUUCAUUGAGACCUCAGCUGCUCUUCAUCAUAAUGUCAAGGACCUGUUUGAAGGUAUUGUUCGGCAAAUCAGACUUCGCAAAGACAGUAAAGAAGACAACGCCAGGAGAAUGGCCAACACAAAAAGAAGAGAAAGCAUAGGCAAAAAGGCAAAGCGAUUUCUUGGGAGAAUUGUGGCAAAGAAUAACAAGAAGAUGGCUUUCAAAGCAAAAUCUAAGUCUUGCCAUGACUUAUCUGUGCUUUAGAAGCUUCCAGCAAGGUCAGAUGUUGCCAUGUUGGAGGUGAACAAGCAUUUGGCUGUUGAGAAGUACAUGGAUGACCCUCAUGGUGAUAAAACAAUGACUUUUCAAUUGAGACUCAUUACUGCCUUAAGGUGCACAAGCAAGUCUGGAAGUUACCUUACAAUGUUGGCUUCAUUGAUGAAUGGUUUGUUUCAAUAUAUACAAGUAAAUGAACUAACUUUAAUUAAGUGGCUUGACAUGCCCACAUUUUCACUAUGUAUAUAUGUUGCAUACAUCCUCUUGUCCUGUGGAUACCAGAGAUGCAAAGAUAAGAAAGGAUGAUAAGUGUCACCACAGACUUGCCUCGUUUGCAGAGCAAAAUUUAAACUUGUACGCAGGCUCGUACACUCUUUUUAGUAUAAAGUAAGCAAUGAUAAAUCUUUUUAAAUUUAAAUGUGGGAUGGGAGGAAAUAGAACCACAUUAGAAUGGAAGGAAAACAUAUUUAUAUAUAUAUAUAUAUAUAGUUAAAUAUGGAACAGAUAUCAGUUUAUGAAGUUAAUUUGCACUUCCAUUACCUGUUAUUCAAUUAAUUUGUUACUUGUUUACAUGCAGAUUUUAUAAUAAAGUAUUAUUUCCUGUUAUAAUAAA